UGAGCAGUACACUGCUAGACGCCAUACUCUGCGCUUGUGAUUUUUUUACUGUCUAAAAAAAAAAAUAAAAAAAAAUAUGUAGAAUCUAUGAAUCUCGCAUUCAUUGUUAUUAAAAGUGAUUUUUAUUAAAAAAGUGCCAAAAAAUUUUGUUUUCAGUAAUGAUGUUUUGCCAUCGGUAACAAAAAUUUCUAAAGGAUCAAGGAACAGAAUGACGUCCGAACGGUUUCACAAAGCUGCACGCGAUGGCGCCUUAGACAUCUUAAAAGAAACAACAAAAAAGGAUUGUAACGCACGGGAUGACGGAGGAAUGACCCCUACAUUAUGGGCAGCCUUUGAAGGUCAUAUAGAUGCUCUGAGACUGCUCGUCGCCAGAGGGGGUGAUCCCGACAAAACCGAUUAUUUUGGUAAUACGGCCCUUCACCUGGCAGCAGCAAGGGGUCAUGAAUUUUGCGUCAAGUUCCUCGUGAAAUUCGGUUGUAAUAUUUGGUCUUUAGACAUCGAUAGACAUUCAGCUAGAGAUUUAGCUGCAAUAAAUGGAAGAGAAAUGACUCUUCAAUUUUUAGAUCUUGCUCAAGCCGAUCAAGAAUUAAAUAAUCGCAAAAAAAGUCGCCUACUUCGAGAAAAAGCAGAAAAAGAUGCUGAAAAAAGGUUAAAAGAAUAUAUGAAAAAACAAAAAAUGGCAGAAAUUCGAGCUGAAAAGGAACAAAAAAAAUUAUCAAAAGAUCGAACAAAAUUGGACUUAACUACGGUUAACGAAAUCGGCAUUCUACCUCACAAACAUACUGUGUUGACCUUCAAAGGUCGAGUAAAACCUUCACCAACCUUCAGCGAUAUCGUCGGCACUACCACCAAGAAACAUGGCAGUGCAAUUGAAGUAAAUGGAAAAAAAUCGAUACGUAGUCUCACUGGACUUAGAAGAGAUUCUGAGAUAAUGUAUGUAGGGACUUAUGAAAGCCAAACUCAACAAAUAGGAAAAAGAGGAAAAAUUUCGGAUGUUUGGGGUACAUUAAGCAAAGCACAAAGCACUCCUGAUCUCUUAGGUGAUCGAUCCUUCGAUGAUGAUAUAGAACAAGAUAAUAGAGAAGAUAUAAAUGAUAUAAAAGAUAACGUCUUAUUACAAGAACCAGCGAGUAUCUUCAAUCGACCUGGUUUUGGAUCAGUAGCAUUUCGAAGAGCAAUAACUACUACUUUCGAUAACCUGCCACUCUCGCAAAUGGAUGCACAUGAACAAAACGGUAACUCUUGCGUGAAUGGCUCCGUAAAUGGAUCUAUAAAUGGUCAUAGAAUCAAUGGGCACAACGAAGAAAUCAGCAUAGGAAGUGCAGGUAGUUUAGCUCGUCGGCAAAGCAUGUGGGAUGAUGAUUUACUUUCAGAAGAAGAGACUGAUGAGGAAUGGACACCAUUGCAAAGAUUUUUAGUUGCCAACAAUUUAUCAUCAAUUCAUCCAGUUUUAGAAUCAGAACAAAUUGAUUUAGAAGCCUUGAUGUUACUAACUGAAACUGACAUCGCCAUGCUUAAACUUCCACUUGGACCUAAAAGAAAAUUAAUGAAUGCUAUAGCUAAUAGAAAAAGAGCAUUAGAUGCACCAGAAAAUAUUAUUAAAGAUAGCAGAUUAUGAAAUUCAAAAUAUUGAUAGAAGAACAUUAAUCUUAUUUUCAAAUAUUUUAAUUUUUUUAAUUCAAAUAGUAAAUGUAUAUAUCAAUAUAUAAAAAGUCGACAAAUUAUAUUUGAGUUUAUUUAGUCAAUGCAAAUUUCAUGUGAUUAUGACAUAUGUAGAGUCAUUUCAACUAUACGAAUUUAUAAAUACAAUAAGAUCAUAUUACAAUUUUUAUUAAAUCAAUUAAUUUCUAAUUAAGUCACAAGAUGACAUGUCAUUUUUUUUAUAAUAUUAAAAUAUUAUAAAAAAAGUUCAUUUAUUUCCAGAAGAAAUAUAGUUUUACAUAAGCCAU
Apis mellifera (honey bee) is the source of this 1949-nucleotide messenger RNA. RefSeq names its product Usher syndrome type-1G protein homolog (gene Sans). Lineage: Eukaryota; Metazoa; Arthropoda; Insecta; Hymenoptera; Apidae. The transcript is spliced from 7 exons. Gene Ontology annotation, molecular function: protein binding. Bases 209 to 1618 code for a protein of 469 amino acids. The record is from RefSeq and is a predicted model, not a curated record.